AGCAAUGAAGAUCAUCAUAUUUACAGUUUUGGUUGGCUGGGCAGCGGCAGCCAGCCUCCCAGAAAAUGAUGAAAGGAUCAUCAACGGUUAUGAGUGCAGACCUCACUCUCAGCCUUGGCAGGUUUACCUUACCUACAACAAUGGAAAUCGCUGGUGUGGUGGGUCCCUCAUCAACCAAUGGUGGGUGCUGUCGGCUGCCCACUGCUAUAAACCGGCAAGUUCUUUAGAGGUGCACCUGGGUGAACAUGACACCACCAGAGCAGAAGGCACUGAGCAGCAUUUACCAGUGUCCAGAGCCAUCAUGCACCCAGAAUACAACUCCUACAAUCUAAACAAUGACAUCAUGCUCAUCAAACUCGCCAGGCCUGCCCAGUACACCCAGUAUGUGCAGCCAAUCAUGUUGCCCAGAUCUUGUGUGUCAGCUGGCACCUGGUGCUUGGUUUCUGGAUGGGGCAAUCUGCGAACAGAUGGAGUCCAAUACCCAAAAGCUCUGCAGUGCUUGGACCAGCCGAUUAUUGAUGAUGCCACCUGCCGCAGGGCUUACCCACCUUAUUUUACAGAAAAUAUGAUGUGCUCUGGCUUUAUGGAGGGGGGCAAAAGCAGCUGUCAGGGUGACUCUGGUGGUCCACUCAUAUGCAACGGAGAGCUACAAGGAAUUGUGUCAUGGGGUUACGAGUGUGCUCAGCAAGGACACCCCAGCGUCUAUGUUAGAGUCUGCCGCUACAAUAGCUGGAUCAGUAGUGUCAUGGCUUCCAACUAAAUGUUAAUGAAGAGAAGCAAAGGGCAACGCCUCGACUUAAGUGCUUAACAUUCACUGUGGGAAUCAGACAGCCCUGCUUACAAAUUGUAAUUUAAAGGCUUCAGCUUCUCUAGGGCUUAAUAAAAUAAAUCUAAAGCAA
Molecule: messenger RNA, 899 nt
Organism: Polypterus senegalus (gray bichir)
Lineage: Eukaryota; Metazoa; Chordata; Cladistia; Polypteriformes; Polypteridae
Product: trypsin-3-like
Exons: 5
Coding region: 5-760 (251 amino acids)
Biological process (GO): proteolysis
Molecular function (GO): serine-type endopeptidase activity
Source: RefSeq, a predicted model, not a curated record